GAUACAUACGUGCUCUAUCUAAAUUUGAUCGAAUAAGAGCGGAAUAGCUAUUGUCGAAUGAUACGGCGAAGGCGCGGCAAAGGUAUUGGCCCGGCGCAGAACCGGGUUAUCUAUAGUAGAACUCCUGAAUCGCGUCGAAUGAUUCAUUUAAAGAAUUGCCAUCUGUCUGGAAAACUUAACUGUUGAGAUAAAUUCUAGGGUUACUUUGCAUCAUGACUACCAUGAGCACGGAUGUGAAAGCGCGGAGAAAGCCUCGAAAAUAUGACAUCUUGCUUCUUGGUGCCACAGGCUACACCGGGUCAUUGACUGCAGAACAUAUUGUCCGACACCUCCCGGCGGAUCUGAAAUGGGCAAUUGCCGGGAGAUCGAAGUCUAAACUGGAGGUCCUUGCUAGGAAACUCAAGGAUCUAGAACCUGAGCGCCUGCAGCCAGAAAUUGAGGCGAUCUCAUUUGACGACGGCGGGCAACUCGAUUCGGUCGUUAAAAAUAGCAAGGUAUGCAUCAGUGUAGUCCUGUACUGGAGGGUUGGGGAAGCGGUCGUGAAGUCUUGCGUCGAAAAUGGCACGGACUAUAUUGAUGUGGCAGGAGACAUACCACUACUUCAUACAUUUGUCGAGCAGUAUCAUGAUGCAGCGGUAAAUGCUGGGGUCGCCCUUAUCCAUCUCUGUGGAGUCUUCACUGGACCCCAUGAUCUUCUCACAUGGACCAUUGUCAGAGAAUUGGCUCGGAAAACAUCGCGAAAGACGAAGGAGGUGAUCCUAUCUGUUACAGAGUUGAGACUUUCCCCAAGCGGCGGCACUGCUGAUUCGUUGAUGGCUGAGAGUACCUACGAACCCCGAGCUAUUGAGCAAGCUAGGCAGCCCUGGGUAUUGUCACCUGUCGAGGGGGUGCCAGCCUCGGAUUCAACAGAUUUCCUAGGCUUGCGCCGAGACCCAGUGCUUGGCUUACUAUCGGCAUCGUCAUUCAGUGCCGCCGAAAAUCGAGCUUUGGUACAUAGGACGUGGGGUCUACUCAAGGGAACCAACCAGGAGUACGGUCUACGCUUCCAGUAUAACGAGUACAACAAGGUAUCGUCUACUGCGGCUGGAGUAUUUAGCAUGUUAACCACUGCAUUCCUCAAUUCCAUUACGAAAUUCGAUACCUUGAAGCGAAUCGCAAGAUUGUUCCUCCCUACCCCUGGCGAUGGACCCGAUGUUGAGAAGGAACGGCAUUCGCGAGUGAAGUUUGAAGCUGUGGCUAUCGCGGAGUCUGCCGACGAUGGGGAAGCCCCUCGCGCAUACGCAAGUUUUUCGUAUCCAUCAGGCGGAUACUUUACUACCGCACUUUUUCUAGCUCAGGGGGCCGCAUCGUUACUUUAUACUAGGAAUUUAGAAAGCCAAGUCGUUGGUGGUUGCCUCACCCCAGCUUUCCUAGGGGAUGAUCUCCUAGACAGGAUCCAAGCUGCGGGCGCAACGUUUCACGUAAAUUUAGUCUGAGGAUACGUACAGUU
Molecule: messenger RNA, 1489 nt
Organism: Annulohypoxylon maeteangense
Lineage: Eukaryota; Fungi; Ascomycota; Sordariomycetes; Xylariales; Hypoxylaceae
Product: Saccharopine dehydrogenase-domain-containing protein
Exons: 5
Coding region: 213-1475 (420 amino acids)
Biological process (GO): glycolipid biosynthetic process
Cellular component (GO): lipid droplet; plasma membrane; mitochondrion
Source: RefSeq, a predicted model, not a curated record